Molecule: messenger RNA, 459 nt
Organism: Carassius auratus (goldfish)
Lineage: Eukaryota; Metazoa; Chordata; Actinopteri; Cypriniformes; Cyprinidae
Product: CD97 antigen-like
Exons: 4
Biological process (GO): cell surface receptor signaling pathway; adenylate cyclase-activating G protein-coupled receptor signaling pathway
Cellular component (GO): plasma membrane
Molecular function (GO): G protein-coupled receptor activity
Source: RefSeq, a predicted model, not a curated record
CUGCUGGCUCUCUCUCGAUCUUUACUUCAUCUUGAGUUUUUCGUGCCAGUCUGCAUCGUCAUGAGCCUCAAUUGUUUCUUCUUCAUCAUCACUGUCUGGAAACUGGCCCAGAAGUUAUCCAGCCUCAAUCCAGACCUCUCCAGCCUCCACAAGAUCAGGAGUUUCACGGUGACCGCUGUGGCUCAGUUGUGUGUUCUCGGAGGAACGUGGGUCUUCGGCUUCUUCCUCUUCCAGGAGGACGGGACUGAAGUCAUGUUGUACCUCUUCACGAUCUUAAACAGCCUGCAGGGGGCGUUCAUCUUCAUCAUGCACUGCCUGCUGUCCAAACCGGUCAGGACGGAGUAUUACACCCUGUUUGUCCGAAUGUGUCCACACAAGAAGAAAGUGGAAUACAGUAUCAGCAGCAUUUCAGGUAAACCUCUACGGAGCGAAGACAGCACAGGAGAGUCCAAGAUAUAA